Molecule: messenger RNA, 10662 nt
Organism: Fusarium graminearum PH-1
Lineage: Eukaryota; Fungi; Ascomycota; Sordariomycetes; Hypocreales; Nectriaceae
Exons: 2
Coding region: 1-10662 (3553 amino acids)
Source: RefSeq, a predicted model, not a curated record
AUGGCACCCGUAUCACCAACAUUAUCCAAGAAGGAUAAAAAGAAACUGAAGAAGCAGAAAGACAAGGCGGCAGCAGCAGCAGCAGCUGAGCAAGCAGCCUUCAUGUCAUCUCCUCCACCACAAGAACCUUCAGCACAAGAUGAGCCUUCAGCAAGCUCAUCAAGUAAGAAGAAGAGCAAGAAGAGCAAGAGAAAAGACUCAAAGUCGCUACCAGAACCUCCUUCUAUACCAAUUCCCCCACCUCCAACUGCUGAGGCGAGCAAGGAGCCGGAGAAGGUAGAGGCAAAGACUGAUGAACCUGAAACAGCUGGAACACAGGACAACGCCGAUACCAAGGACGUAUCAGCCACGGAAGACAAGGCUGCUGGUGAAGAGACACCCACACCAGAGGCGGUGCCCAAGGAGGACGAAUCUACCAAAGACACCAAAGACGAUGAAGCCGACAAGGAGGAAGAGCCACCUGUGAAGGAAGAUGCACCUCCGGACGAGACGCCAACUUCUGAAGCGGGCGAGGAGGUCACUCUAGUGGAAGUUCCAGCUCAGGAAGACUCAACCGAGCAAGACGCCGCCCCAGAUGAGAAGCCUACAGAAGAAGCCCCUGCAGCGGAGACUCCAGCGACAGAAGAAACAUCCACCAAAGACGAUGAUGCAACAGCUGUACAGGAACCAACCACGCCAAGUGAAGCUCCUACCGGCGAAGAGUCUCUCCCCAAGGACGAGAAGGCAACCGAGUCUGAGGUAGUCGAUGCUCAAGAAAAGGGCAGCGACGGUGAUGACGAUGAACCUUCGAUGGCUGCUGAAUCCAAAUCUACAAGUAAGAGCCAGAAGACGAAGAAAAAGGAAAAGGAGAAGAAGGAGAAAGAGAAGAAGGAGAAGAAAGAGAAAGAGGAGAAAGACAAGAAGAAAGCAGCUUCAAAGUCUGAGAAAUCCCAUCAUCACAAGUCGAAAUACUCACAUUCUUCGUCAAAGGAGGUUGGCUCUUCCAAAGACAAAGCUCUCGACCCACCGCCUGUUGCAAAGGACAAGCAGGAAGCGGUGACUGUUCCGGCUGAGCCCAAGGUAGAGGAAACUAAAGCUUCCGAAUCGGAAGCGGAAUCCCAGCCAGUUGAAAAGUCAUUACUUCCAUCAGAGGAGCCAGCAUCUUCGAAGGAAGAGACUCCCACUGAGGAGUCAAAGCCCGCUGAAGAGCCAGCACCUACAGAAGAACCAAAGGAGGAGCAAAGAACUGUUGAGGAACCAGAACCUUCAGAAGAGCAAGCAUCUGCUGAAGAGCCAACACCCGUUGAAGAGCCUAAGCCUGUGGAAGAGCCUAGCCCUUCCGAAGAACCAGAACCUUCAAAAGAGCCGGCGUCUACCGAGGAGCUAAAGCCCACUGAAGAGCCUGCACCUGCUGAAGAGCCAGCGCCUGCUGAAGAGCCAGCGCCUGCUGAAGAGCCGGCGUCUACCGAGGAGCUAAAGCCCACUGAAGAGCCUGCACCUGCUGAAGAGCCAGCGCCUGCUGAAGAGCCAGCGCCUGCUGAUGAACCAGAGCUAGUCGAGGAACCAGAGCCUUCAAAAGAGUCAAAGUCUACUGAGGAGUCAGCACCCGCAGAUGGGUCAACGCCUGUUGAGGAAUCUGGGCCGCUGGAGGAUCCAAAAACUGUGGAAGAGCCAGCGUCUACCGAAGAGCCAGCACCUGCCGCUGAAACCGCGUCUGCUGGAGAGUCAAAGCCCAAUGAAGAACCAGAGCCAACCGAGCAGCCAACACUUGUCGAGGAAUCAAAAGAAGUGGAAGAGUCAGCACCUGAGGAACCAAAGCCUUCAGGAGAUCCAGCACCUGUCGAGGAGUUAACACCUAACGAGGAGCCGAAAAUGAAGGAACCCUCGACACAGGACGAAAAUGCUGCAGAAGAGCCAAAGACUGAAAGUGAAGCUUCAGUAGUGGGCAAGUCUGGCAAGGACGAACCCGAGACUAACCCCACAGACGAGGUAUCACCUGCGCCGGAAGGCCCAGCUCCAACCAAGGAGUCUGAUCCUGCAGACGAACCCCUGGCUGAAGAUAAGCAAACAGAAGAGUCCUCGACUGUGCCUGCUGCGGAAGAGGUAUCUUCUGAGGCUCUUGGAGCAAAGGAUGAAACUAAGGAACCCGAAGCUGCGCAAGAGCCUGAAACAGCAGCCGAUCUCAAGUCCGAGCAAGACAAACCAGCUGACGUCGGUGAAGCUGCCACCUCGGAAGCGCCUUCGGAACCUGAGAAAGCCCCUGAAAAUGAAGCUGUGGCGACUCUAGAGGAAGAAAAAACGUCGGAACAUGGCAACGAAAACUCUUCUCAGUCAGAUAACAAGCCGGAACCAGCAGACGAAGCCCCUGCUGCGACCGAGGAGCCACCCGACAAGGACACAGCAGGCGAGCCCGAAAGCAAGCCAGUCGCAAACGACGAGAUGCCAUUAACGCCGGACGAAGCCCCUUUAAACGAUAAGACAGUUGGGAAAUCCGAUGAAGCUGAGCAAUCCAGCGAGCCCGAGAAGACAGAACCUAGCGACAAGGACGCUCAAGUGACAAUGCCUACUGAAGAUAAUAAGGACGCGGAGGAUGAGAAGCCAGCUGUUUCUACAGAGACACAGAACUAUACCGACAGCGAAGAGUCGUCUCCCGUGGAAGAAGCUGAGAAGAACGACGACGCUACCGCUGCUCCACCUGAGAAGGAGAGUGCCGAAGACGCAAACGACAUACCGGCCGAGAAGGAGGCACCAAUCCCCGAUGCUGUGCAUUCGAAAGCGGGCAAGGCGGCUAGCGAUAAGACAGCUGUGGAACAGGUGCCAAUAACAGAGGCUCCCAAGGAAGAGGCUCCUCCCACAGAGGCUGCCCAGGCAGAGGAUGCAACCGCUUCGGCAUCAAAGAAGACAAAGAAGAAAAAGAAGAAGAAGGGCAGCAAGAGCGGAAUCGAAAUACCAGUCACAGCCGAGCCAGCAGUUGUCCCUAUCGACGAAGCAGCAGUUAAAGUCAUGAUGGAGCCCAUGAUCGAGCCAGAAGUUCCUGUCGAGCCUACCACUGAGCCUGAGGUUUCUGAAAAGGCUUCUAAUGAACCAACUUCUGAGCCCAAGACUGCUGCCAAGCCCGAGGCUGAUAACCCGACUACUGAAUCUGCUACUGGCCCCGAAGCUGCUGAAAAGGCUCUCCCCAACGAAUCAACUACGGAGCAAGAGCCCGAGACCACUGUCGAUUCUGAAUCCAAGUCUGUUACCGGGCCUGCUACUGAGCCUGAAGCAACUGAGAAGGCUAUUGAGUCAGUUGCUGAGCCCGAGGAUGCUGCUAAACCUGAGACUGUUGUGAAGCCCGAGACUGUCAUCGAUUCUGAAGCUCCCACUGAGUCUGAAGUAGUCGAGACGGCUGUUGAGCCAACUGCCGAGCCUGAGAUUGCGCCUGAGCCCGAGACUGUUAUCGAUUCUGAAGCUCCCUCUGAUGAGUCUGCCGCCGAAGCCACCCCUGAGCCUAAAGUAGUCGAGAAGGCCAUUGAACCAGUUUCUGAGUCUGAAGCUGCUGUGGAGAACGAAGCUGCCCGACCUGAAUCUGAUGACUCAGUUGUUCAGCCCACUACUGAGCCUGAAGUUGCGGAAAAGGUUGCUGUAGAUGAACCAGCUCUAGAGCCUGAGCUUGAGACCGCUGCAGAGGCUAAAGCUUCUGUCGAUUCUAAGCCUGCUGUCGAGCCUGCUGUCGAGCCUGCUGUCGAGCCUUCUACCGAGCUUGAGGUUGCUGAAAAGGCCGCUGAGCAGGAUUAUGAGCCCGAAGUUGUUGAGAAGGCUGCCUCCGACGAACUACCUUCCGCGCUUGAGACUGCAUCUGAUCAGCCAGCAACUGACCCUUCUGCCGAGCCUACUGCUGAACCUGUUCUUAAGCCCGCUGACGAUUCUAAACCUGGUACUGAGCCCGAGGUAGACCUUAAUAAGCCAGCUUCUGAACAAGCCCUUGAUGAGCCUUUAGCGGAGCUCAAGCCUGCUGCCGAUACCGAAGCUGCCGAGAAGGUUGCCUCUGAUGAACCAUCUCCUGCACCCGAGACUGCGUCUGACCAGCCUGCUGUCAAGCCUACUGCUGUCGAGCCUGAGACAGACCCUGAUAAACAAGCUUCUGAACAAGCCCGUGAUGAGUCUUCUACGGAGAUCAAGCUUGCUGCUGAGCCCGAAGUUGAUGAGCCUGCUAUUGAGACUACUGCCGAGAAGGCUGCCUCUGAUGAACCUUCUCCUACACCCGAGACAGCGUCUGACCAGCCAGCCACUGAGCCUGCCGUCAAAUCUGCCCCUGAGUCUGAGUCCGUGUCUGACAAGCCACCGGCAGUCGAGUCUGAAUCUUCUACAAAGUCUGAACCUACUGUUGAAUCAGUAAAAGAGACCCCCGAGGUUGUCAAGACAGAAAGUGGCGUGGAACCUGAACAAGUGGUUGUGCCUAAAGACGAUGUUUCUUCUGAAGAUGAAGACGAGUCCGAGUUCGAAUCCGAGUCUGAGUCAGAGUCAGGUGUCGAGCCAGACAAUGGCGCGCCUGAAGAGGUUGCCAACAACAAAGAUAUUGACAAUUCGGAUACCGAGAGCUUAGAAGGCAAAUCGACUGAACGUGCUACAAGCGCUGACAGUGAAGUGGAUUCUGCUAAACCGACUAUAAGGGAAAUGUCAAACGAAGCUAAGGAAGAACCUUCACCAUUAAAAAAGAAAGAAGACUCUCAGGAAGCCUCAGCAGAGACCGAAGCACCCGCAUCAUCCGUUGAGCCCGAGAACAAUGAUGUUGAGGUUUCGGAACCGAAAGCCGCAGCUACAGAAGGCAAAGACAACACCGUUGUGGCAAACAUGAGUGAGUCGGAAGCAACAUCUGAGAGCGAAGAUGAAGAUGAAGAUGAAGACGACGAUUCCGAUUCUGAACACCAACCAGCGGAAAGCGACAAAGCCACAGACGCGCUGCCUGCCAAGAUUGCGGAAGAAGAACCAGCUCUUGCCGAGAAAGAUACAUUGGACUCGGCGAAAGAGGAUGAUUCGGACUCUCCAAUCACGGAAUCAACUGAUGAGAAGAAGGAUAAGCCUUCGCCCCCUGAAACUCCUGCAGAGAAAGCCAAUGCGCCUGCCACUCCUUCCCAUGAGGAAGCAGAAGAUAGCACCGAAACAGUGGAACUAGCUGAUACUGUUGAUAAGAAGGAGCCUGAAUCCGCAGUAGAAAAAUCCGAUUCACCUCAGGUGAAGCCAGAGUCUACUGCCCAAGAAGGGGCAGCAGCAGAGAUUGAUCCCGCUGAUGACGAUACUUCUGAAGAUUCCGCUUCUGAAGCCAGUGAUGACGAUACUAUCGCGUCUUUGACAGACAAAGUCAUCGAUGGAGAAGCACCGCGACUGCCUGUUAACCCGGAAGAUGAUUCACCGUUGGAUGGCAAGACCUCCCAUGCUCCUGAUACUUUAGACACCGAUGAGGCAAACGCCCAAGUCAGCAGUGAAGAUAGCAAGGGUUCGGUUAUUGAAGCAGAAGAUGCUGUACAAGAACCACUUGAUGGGGGUGCACAAGAUAAACCCAUGCCCGACAAUGAAGCGCCAAAGGAGCCUGAAAGCAACGAUAAAAAUUCACCCCACACUGACGCUGAGGAAACUCAAGAACCAGUAGCCUCUGGCGCAGAUGACAAAGAACCGGAGGAAAGUCCUCUUAUUUCUACGAAAGAAAAAGCAGCGCUAGACGAACCUAUCGCUGAGGAGGAAGCCAAGCAGCCAAUUGACGACGCUACAGGACAUGAUGAGAAGCCUGAGACUGAAUCGCCACCUUUGGACAAGCCGGCUAACGAUGAGCCUGCCUUGGAUGACAAGGAUUUGGGCGCGACACGACCUGCGCAGCAGACAGCCGAAGACGUCGAAAUGUGUGAUGAGGACUCCGCAGAUGAAGCCCCUGCAGUCGACGAGAAGCAGGAGACACCGGGUGAUCCUGUACCCAGCAAGCCAGAAGAAGUAGAAGACACAACCUUGGAGGAGAAGCCAGUUGUUGAAACACUUGCAGAUGACAAAGACAUACAAGAUGCAGCUGAAGCUUCUGAUGAGGAUCAGACAGCGCCAGAGGCCGCGCCUUCGACUAGCGAGAAAUCAGAGGAAAUACUUGUAGCGGACGUUGAUCCGGGAGAAAGCGAAGCACCAAGUGCUGAACCCGAUGGCGCGGCUGAAGUUGACGAUAAACACGGAGGCGCAACUCCGCCCGAUGGCGUGCUAGAACAAACAGUGGCCGAGGUUUCUGAUAACGAAUCGGAUACUCCUGCUCCCGCUCCUGCAACUGAAGAUGGUGAAUCCAAGGAGAAGGACAAGACUGCUGAGCAGGAACCAACUAUAGAGCCGCCAGCGACCGAUGAGAAGCCUGAGGAAACAGCUCAAGCAUCUAAUGACGAGCCAGAGCCACCAGUAGCCCCCAGCGACGAGCCAAAGGAAGCAGAAACUCCUGAGGUUGCGCUAGCUGAGAAGCCCACUGUAGUUGGUGAUGAUUCGAAAGAAGCCGAGGUUUCUGAGGCCGAGCCAGUUGUGGAGGUUCCCGUUCAAGACAAUCCCCCAGAAGCAGAAGCAGAGGCAGAGGUUGAACCUGUGAAAGAAGCAUCGGUGUCUGAAGAGAAACUGGCCGAGGAAGAACAGACGGCUCAAGCUCAAGAAGAGCCACAGCAAGGCUCCGCACCAGCUGACAAUACACCAGAGGAAGAAGAAAAAUCUGCCAAAGACGAGCACAUCGAAGCUCCUACAACCUCUGAUGAUAAGGCAGGAGAAGAUGUCAAAUCAGCAGAAGAACCACCUGCAUCUGCACCUAUAGCUGAAGACGAGCUCAACCAAUCACCGCCCACCGCUGCACAAGAAGAAUCCAAGGAGACAACUACGGCCGAAGAAACUACGGAAGCGACUCCAGUAGCAGAACCCGUGUCUGCUUCUGAAGAGCCCCCGGCCGGUGACACAGUCUCUACUGACGACAAAGCAGUCGAUGAUCCCAAGAACGCCGAGGACGUAGCGACACCAGCAGUACAGGAACCUUGUUCACCAGAAGGAGAAGGUGAAUCAAAACCUGUAGACGAAACACCAGCCCCGGAGCCCGAGGACGCCACCGUCAAACCUAUUGAUGAUUCUGCUGAUGCACCUCCUGCCGAAGCAGAAAAGAAGGAAGACGAGCCAGUCAAAGCCACCACCAAGGAAGAUACGAGGGCGAAGGAAGAUGAAGAGAGCAAGGAUACUCUCGGACCAAUUCCAAGGACCAAGAAGCCGGUCAAAAAAGGUGAGGAAAAUGGUUCAUUACAAAAUACCCCUUUUGAUUUUGCACAAAAUUAUGGAAAUUCUACGGAGUUGGAUAAAAAUAUGGACAAUGGCGCUUCAGAGCUGCUUUCAGAAGAUACCCAGGAACUUUCAGAAAGACAGCACUAUGAGGAGAGCUCAGAACUCAAGAGCCGGUCAUUGAUGACUGAAGCGCCGAGCGACCAGAAUAACCAGACCGCCACAGGAAUCACAAUGCAAGGACUACAAGAAACUCUUUCAGCGGUGGACGAAGACCCACAAGAUCGAGUUGUGAGUAAGACUCUGGAUCUUGAUCUCCAGGAUAGCGAUCUGGUUACGAGCCACCCAGCCACCAGCAACACUAGAGAGCCCACACCAGGCACUCCACAUGAGCAGGGUACUCCAGACCAAUCGGAAGACGCUGCCAAGGAAAUUGACCCUGUAAAUGUCGAUUCAAUUGCUACCGCGACUCCCCAGCCUCUGCAGCCUGAGACGACUGAGACACUUACUGAGGAACCAGACUCAGAGCCAUCUUACAAUACUCAUGAUGGCAAUGAGAAGUCUGGGAGAAUGGAUUCAUAUUUCCCAGUCACAAUUGCUCGCAGCGCAUCAUCAGCAUCAGCUUCGGUAGUUUCUGAUGACGAUUCAGAAAUUUCCACGUCUUCGCGCACAGCAGCCGAAAAGUCUCAAGUACAACUUCUCGACAACAAAGACAGUAUUGGCUAUACUGGACCAGACGUGAACAACUCACCGUCAGGGCUAUUACAGCCUAUCAAUACACCUGAUGCUACUCACCAAUCCAAAAUUCUGGAAACCGACUUCGGCCAUGUGCUACAGACAUCCCGAGAACUGCCUGAGGAGUCUGAGGCGAGCGUUGCAGGACCCGAUGACCAAGACUCAGACUCUGAUUUAUCUGAGGAUGAAUCCGUCGAGGAUGAGAAGCCAGAAUUAGAGGAGCCACUCAUAAUCCAUAGCCAAAUUCCGGAGCAACCACAGGUGACUGAGCCAGCUCAAACUCAAGAAGACGAUGCAGCCCCACAAGAUGGCCACAAGUAUGAGGGCCUUGGUUCAAGAACAGAAACAGCCGUUGAAGAAGAGGAGAGUGACGUUGCCUCCAAUGCCAGCUCACUAGAUGAGUCUGAAGACGACGAACAUGAAGCGUCCAGGUCCAUUCAUGGACGAUCCUCUCCUGUACCCGCCAGUCCCGCCAAUGUUCACCACAAGGAUUCUCACCAAGAUGUCGACUCAGAUGGCUAUCCAGACGAUAACGUCAGCAAUUUUGACCAACGGAGUGCGACUUCUCGACGCUCCUCAAUUGAUCAGCCGUCUUACCCUGUUACUAAACCAGACCUCGAAGUUCAGGGCAACGACGUUUCUUUUGAACCACAUGAGCCAGAUUUGGGUCAAGAUGAAGCUGUUGGAGAGACUAUGACGCUCAAAGACAACGACACCGACUCUGAUGAUGAUUCUGAUGACGGUUCUGAAGCCUCUGAAGCUUCCGAAGCCGAGAAAUCCGAAGUUAGUCAUGUACAUGAGCAAUCAAGGGAUCCUGUCGAAGAACACGGCUCGAGUCUGGAGUUGAACAAACCUGCUGUCGUCGUUGACUAUAAUAUAUCGGCCGGUGCUAAAGAAGACGAUGAUUCUUCGUCAGAUGAUGAGGAAGAUGAAGAUGACGAUGAAGAUCCCGAACAUACUCCUCCCGGUCCCGAGCGCCUGGACACUGACGUGGCUUUGGAUGGCCCACAAGCUGGAACAAUCGAGGUAAAUCUUGAUGGAGAUGAUGAUGACGACGACGACGAAGGCGAUGAUGACGAUGAUGAUGAGUCCGAUAUGGACCAACGAAGUCAAAUUAUUGACAGAGACGAUUCGCCCGCACCGGAACCAACUCUCAUUUCAAAGUCAACUAUCGCCGAGCAUCAAUCUCAAUCAGGAAAUGAAACUUCACUUGAUCAUUCCUCAGUUUUACCAGCCGCACAUCAAACAGAGCCACCAGGAUCGUUGGAUCAUAUCGCAGUCGAAGCUGAGGAACCAGACCUUUCUGACUCUGCUUCAUCGGUGUCUAUGGAACCGGACACAGUAGGGAAAGAAGCCUCGGAUCACCAGUCUCGUUCGAAUUCCUCGAGUCUAGAUCUUCUGCAAUCUACACCUGAGGCUAUCCUCCUUGAACCUUCAGCUCCCAACCAAAAUGAAGUCGAUUCGGAACCCGAUGUGUCUGCUGUUAUAACAAGAUCUUCGUCACCUGAGUCAGUAGUUGAGAAACAACCCAACGAGAUCCCGAUCCCUGAUGUAUUGGAAGAGCUCUCCGAGGCAGACAGCGAGUCUGAAGCCGAACAUGAAGAGAACGAACCCCAAGCGCGAGAUCCUUCCUUACAUUCGAUUGUCCUCAACGAAGAAAACGAAUCGGAUUCUGAUGCUGAUGACGAGUCUGAACAUGAUGAGCCAACUCCUUCUGUGCUGCCGGAAACUCUGGCAACUGAGGCCAAACUUUCAUCAGAAAUAUUGACAUCGUCUCCCGUUGCCACUCGAAAUCUUGCAGCCGUGGAUGACGAUGAGCCUUUGCCAGACGACUUGGAAGACCGAGAUCCAGAAGUGUCCGACUCUGAGGUGGAUGCAGACAAUGAACAUAUCGUCAGCAUCACCAAAGACGAUAUGGAUCAGAAACACCCAGAGGAAACUGCGAGCGAUGACGAUAGCGACAACGAUAAUAGCGAUGACGAUACCCAUGUUUCUAGGGAUAUCUCUCCUAUCGGCAUUGACAGGAUAGGUGCACCACGCAGCCUCGAGCAAACCACUCAAGUUCCUGGGUCGACUGAGGACACCUCUGAGGAAAAUCGAGCAGUGCAUGAAGAAAAGGGCGAAAGGCUGUCGGAUGUUCAACUUCCCGACGCGCCCACUGAGGCAACCAGAGCAAUUGAGAACGAGGUGCAUACCGUCGAUGAAUGGCAGCCUCAGCAGGAAACGGCCGAUAAUAUGCUCCGUGAAGUCAAGACUCCAGACACGGAUGACACUCAGCUCUCAGAACCAAAACCUGCCCAAGCGACUGAGGUGAAAUCUGUGGGGCUUGGCCGGUCUGAGCAUGAUGCCGUCAAGGUUGUCGAUAUCCCUUCCCGUGACAAAGGCAAAGCAAUUGCUGUUAUGCCAGAGACACCAAAGCGAUCUGGUUCUAAAUCGCGUUCAUCACGUUCAGCGUCCCGUAAUGAGCCUCCUCGGACGUUCUUGACCCAACAACAACGACCACGAAGAUCAUUGAGAGUUCGUCCAGUGACAGAAGUCUACACCAAAGACCCCAUCUUCGUUCCUGCUUGCGUCCUCCGCUCGGCCGCCCUUCUUUGGAGACACAGGGCGAAUCCUCAAGAACAGCAGUGCAGGCAGAUGCCGUCGCCAGACCCCGUUCUUUCCAGGCCGACGGCGAGUCGUCUAGAGCUCCUUUGA